Messenger RNA from Paralichthys olivaceus (Japanese flounder), 3390 nucleotides. It is a transcript of the gene ncam3, whose product is annotated as neural cell adhesion molecule 3. NCBI's taxonomy places the organism in Eukaryota, Metazoa, Chordata, Actinopteri, Pleuronectiformes, Paralichthyidae. Gene Ontology annotation, molecular function: cell-cell adhesion mediator activity. The record is from RefSeq and is a predicted model, not a curated record. Gene Ontology annotation, cellular component: axon; plasma membrane. Gene Ontology annotation, biological process: dendrite self-avoidance; homophilic cell-cell adhesion; axon guidance.
GUGUCUGCAUGUCAGCAUGAUCCUGAGCUAAAGAUAUUUGGAGGUUCUUUGCUGUGUGGUAGAUUUUUUGUAAGGUUUGAAAAAAACAAAAAAGAUAACUUUAUCAUUCUAUCCAGUUGUGAACUGAUUGGAAAACCAAAACAUCCAGAGUCAACAGCACAAAACCGCAGAUUUUUUGAUUUGAAGUCUGGUAACUUGCAGUCAGGUGAAUAUGACGAACCAAUCAGCUCUCUUGUGUCUGGCCUCACUGCUGCUCCUGCUGCUGUUGUAUGGCACAGAUGCAAAGAUGAUCAUUGUUAACACCAAGCAAGAUGUGCUCGUGGGAGAAGAGAUAUUACUAUUGUGCAAAGCUGGAGGAGAGGGGGAAAUAACGUGGCAGAAGGAUGGGGAAGACAUUGAUGAAGAAAAGGUGACAGUGUUGGAUGAGACCUCCUCUAAGCUGCUCAUUAAGAAGGCUACGAUACAGAAUGCCGGCACAUACACUUGUGUGUGCAAUUUCGAAACAGGACACCAGGACGAGGUCCAACGACAGCUGUAUGUUUAUGAGGGUCCAUCAUUUGGGGGCACCAAGACCUACCAUGAGUUUCUGGAGGGCACAGACGGGGUGGUGCCAUGCCUGGGGACUGGCCAGCCAGCAGUGGACAUUCAGUGGCUUCAGGGCAGUCGGCAAAUCCCUACUAGAGAAGGAGAACGUCUGCGUCAACUUCCUGAUAACACCCUCCACAUUGAAAAAGUGAGGAGAGAUGAUGCUGGGACGUACGUGUGUCAGGCGCAGAUCAGAGGACGGCCCGUUUUUCAGAAGCUCUCUGUCUCUGUUGUUGUGAAUGCUCCUCCUAAAGUGCUUCUGAAAGAGGAAGUGAAGAAAGUAAUGGCCGGAUCUGAAACCAACGUGUCCUUGCUUUGUUUGGUGGCCGGUCACCCGAAACCCAAUAUCACCUGGACCAUGCCAGUGACAUUAGACCCUUCUCGUCAUCAGUUCAACUCAGACCAAAGCCAGUUGACUAUAUUGGCUGUUGCCAGAGCUGACUAUGGGGAGUACAUCUGCACUGCAGUCAACAAGAUAGCAGAGGACAGUGCUACCAUCAUGCUUCAUGUUUUCGAGGCCCCAGAGGUGUUUGUGUCAGCAGAGCAGCAGAGCGUGUUAGUGGGUAAACGUGUGUCUGUGUCCUGUAACGUCUCUGGACAUCCUCAUCCUGACCUACACUGGCUCAACAAGCACAAUGGACAAACACUGGACAUGACUUCUGGUCGUAUCCAUGUGAUGGACGGUGUGUUGGUGAUAGAUGACAUGAUGCCCUCUGAUGGUGGGCUGUAUUCUUGCAUGGCUGUCAGCAGCUCUGGAAAUGCAUCUAGAGAUGUUGUAAUAUACACCCAGCCCGGUCCCCCUCACUACCUGUCAGUCUCGCCUGGCCCGACAUCAGUCCUCUUCUCCCUCAAGACCCCACCCAUCAGUGGAGGACAGCCAAUCACAAGUUAUACCUUGCAGUGGAGGCAAAGCUCAGCAGAGCAGUGGAACAAUGUCACAGUACCAGCUUCAGCUCCCCUAGCUAUCACCACCCUCAAGCCUUAUACAUUGUACGAAGUGCGUUUAGCUGCCUUGAAUGCAGCAGGACUAGGACAGUUCUCUAACCUAAACAGCGUUCGAACCCAGGGAAUACGGGAACCUGACAGUCCAGUUUUGACGCCCGAUGAGAUUAAAGUGAAGGGCAACACCUUCUCUACCCCAUUGACGCAGACUGACGAUGGCGGACUGCCUCUGCAGCACUUCAUCAUUCGGUACAAACAGGAUAAAGAAGGGGCUGAGUGGAAAGAGCUGCAGCUGCCGUCCAAUGCUGACACCAUUUCACUUAAGGACCUGUCUUUUGGCUCAGACUAUCGACUGCAGGUCACAGCAGUCAAUGCUAAUGGUUCCUCUAUCCCUGCAACAUUGAAAUUCACCAUCGCAGAAAAACCUUCGAGUAGCCUUACCAUGACCAAAGGCAGCGUGGUUGGCAUCGUCAUGGUGAUCUUCUUUGUGGUGUUCCUGGUGGUAGACGCAACCUGCUGCUACAGAAACCGCUGCGGCCUCCUCAUGUCCAUCGCUGUGAAACUCUUUGGACAGAAAGUUCCAGGCCUCAAAAUGCUAGAGGAGGAAUCGGGGAGCACUAACGGAGAUGUGAAGCUGAAAGGCUUAUCCACUCCGAGAGGCAGUAUGCAACAGGUGGGGGUUCAGGCAAACACCAAAGAGGGGGGGCAGCUUACAGAGGUCACCUGCGACAAAGCCCCCCUCACUAAACAUGAGAAAACACAUCCAGAUAGAAACCAGUCCGCUGCUGACGCUUGAGGCGAGCAAGUGGUGAAACAAGGGACAUGAGUGUGAAAUAUUUUACAGCCAUGAAACAAUCAACCAGAACACUAAGUCAUCUCUGCAUUGGAUGCAAAUGCCAUGGGAAAGGUCAAACGUCCUGAUCACACAAAGAGGAAAACCGGUCUUUUACAAAACUCUGAUUGUCCUGUCAACACCGCCUCCUGCAGGCUACGCUCCUCCACAGGCAGGAGACGUUACAAUUGGAAGUUUAUUUUAGUUUUUCUGUCUGCUCUGAUUAGUUCAAGCUAAACUUAGAGGACAAAAACAGAUUUUGAGAUCUGUCUUUUACAGGGUAAAUGCUUUAUAUUCUAAAAAAAACACAAAAAUGUUUACUUACUGCAUUUGUAAUGUUGUACACAGACACAAGGUCUUCUUUCAUUUUUACUCUUUCUUUAACCAUAAGUGUUUUGUGCAAAACCACUUUUUUAAAAUCUCAAAAUUAUUUUUGUUACUGAUCACAUUUCAGAUGUUUUUAUUGUUAUUAACAUACCAUUAUGUUAUCUAAUGUUUAAGAUGAUUUAAUAAUGUAUUCUCAUUUUGACCAGUAUUAUAAAACAUUUAAAGGGCCCUUCAGGUUGAACUAAAACUAACUAGCCUUAAUGUAAUUAUUAUGCACUGAUAUUUAUUAGUUUUAAGCCAUGCAUGAGAGAUAUUACAACGACAGGCUUCGGAUUUGAAGUUGUUUUUGUAGAUAUAGUUUUACUGUUGAGAAAUACUUUUUAUCAUGGUGAGCAACUAACACUGUAGACCUGUAAUCAAAACCACCUUUUAUUAUGGAAAAACAUUUUAAAGUACCUGUAAUAAUAGGCAAACAAAGUGGACUUAUAUUUCAUGUUUACAUCUAUAGUUAUACUAUUAGUUACAGUAAUCAAACAUGAAAAUAAAUGAAAAUAUUUCAAGUCAAAUAUUUUAUUCAGCUUCAGCUUUUUUUGCUUUUUAUCACCUGACCAUAUCAACAAAGAGUUUCUUAUUUGUAUUGUAUUGUCUUGAACACUGUACAUGGUUGUAUAUACAUCUUUUUGUUUGAUAAAACAUGCACUGUA